AUGACAAAAAUAAAGAUAAAAAAGAAAAAUAAACAUCUAAAAACAUUUGAAGAAGAUUUAAAAAAUGAUAUAGUCACAAAAAAUAAAAUAUUUAAAAAAAAGAAAAAAGAAAAGAGAAAAGAAAAAAAACCAAAAAAAAAAAAAAAAGAUGACUUCAAUAAAAUUUUAAAUUUAGCUAAUGAACAAAAUGAAGAACACUUAGAUUAUAAUAUAAGUGAUAUAGAUGAAGAAAACAUUCGAGAAUCUGACAAAUUUUUAGAGUUUGAUGAUGACAUUUAUGAAAAUUCAGAUGUAAGUUUAAAUGAAAUGAAUAAUAAAUUAGAUUUUCAGAAGGAAGAUUAUUUUAAUGAAAUAGAUGAAUCUAAUGAUAUAUUUGAAGAAUUAGAUAUAAAAGUAAAUAAGGAAAUUUCUAAUGAGAUUGGAAGAAAAGAAAAAGAAGAAUUAAAACAAGAGGAACAAAGAGAUAAAAUUGAUCCAUUAGUUGAAAAAUGUUAUAAAACAAUUGGUGAAGAAUUAGCAAAUUAUAAGAAAGGAAAGUUGCACAGAGCCUUCAAAAUUUUAACAAAAUCACCAAAAUGGUUUGAGCUUUUGUUGUUAACAAAACCAAAGAAAUGGACAACACAAGCCACUUUUGAAGCAACAAAACUAUUUUCUUCAGGAUUAAAAGAAGCAGAUGUUUGCAAAUUUUAUGAGUUCAUAUUACUACCAAUUAUUUUAGAAAACAUUGAUCAAAACAAAAAAUUAGAUUCUUUUCUUUAUAAAACUUUAAUUAAAGCAUUAUAUAAGUCUAAUGCAUGGUUUAAAGGAAUUUUGUUUCCAUUAUUACAAAAUGAAUGUACAAAAAAGCAGAUGAUAAUCAUUGGAAGUGUAGUUCAAAAGAUGAGUAUAUCAGUUAACUCUGUAAUAUGUGGACUAAAUGAAAUUUUUAAAUUCCCAUGGAAUUCUACUAUAGGAUAUUUUUUAUGCAUUUUUUUUAAUAAAAAAUAUUCUUUUCCUAAACAAUUUAUUGAAGGUUGCGUUGAAUAUUUUAUUAAAUUUCAGAAUUAUCAAAAUCAUUUAACAAUAGUUUGGCAUAAAGCCUUAUUAAUGCUUAUUCUUAAUUAUAAAGAAUUAUUGGAUGAAAGUCAUCUUGAUAAAAUAAAAGUUUUAAUUCAGAAAAAAAAUCAUCAUCAAAUUUCAAGUGAAAUAUUAAAACAUAUGUAUUCAUCAUCAUCAUUUAUUAAAAAAAUUAAAGAUUUAACAAUAAACGAUGAAGAAAAUAUUGUAUAA
Messenger RNA from Plasmodium gallinaceum, 1269 nucleotides. RefSeq names its product U3/U14 snoRNA-associated small subunit rRNA, putative. NCBI's taxonomy places the organism in Eukaryota, Apicomplexa, Aconoidasida, Haemosporida, Plasmodiidae. Gene Ontology annotation, molecular function: snoRNA binding. The transcript is spliced from 6 exons. Gene Ontology annotation, biological process: rRNA processing. Gene Ontology annotation, cellular component: nucleolus; cytoplasm; preribosome, small subunit precursor. The coding region runs from base 1 to 1269 and encodes 422 amino acids. The record is from RefSeq and is a predicted model, not a curated record.